Messenger RNA from Xenia sp. Carnegie-2017, 1743 nucleotides. RefSeq lists its product as uncharacterized. The record is from RefSeq and is a predicted model, not a curated record. The transcript is spliced from 4 exons. Lineage: Eukaryota; Metazoa; Cnidaria; Anthozoa; Malacalcyonacea; Xeniidae. Gene Ontology annotation, molecular function: phosphatidylcholine lysophospholipase A1 activity. Bases 49 to 1353 code for a protein of 434 amino acids.
UUUACAAAGAAUACAAACAAUUUUGAAACUGUCAAGUUCUCAACAGUAAUGACGAGAAAUGCUUUCUUGCUACCGUUAUAUCCUAGCAACGAGUAUUUCACUUUUUCUAAAGCAAGAAAAGACCAGUGGUAUUAUUCGCCAGCACUAUAUGCAACUGUACAUCUUCCCAAAACGAAGUAUUACAGUGAAGUAAAUGUAAUGCAGACGAGAUACCUACCUUAUACAAGAUUUGAAAUGAUGCUUUCAUAUCCUAUGCCUUUUGAGAUUUACCGAGUUUUUACACUUAACGUAAAAAAUAAAUCAAAAACUGGAAUUUCUGUGAGCAAAAAGGGAGAUUUUGUGAAGAAUUGUCCGAAAAAAUGGGUAUCAUUCAAACAAUUCUGCUUCUACUUUGGUACAAAAACGAGAACUUGGGCGAAUGCCUUAAAAGAGUGCCAUGGAAAGAGCAGUACAAUUGCAAUGCCAAAGUCCAAAGAUACGAUUUCAUUUCUUCUUGAUGCAGUUUCUUCCAGGAAGAAACUUACAAAGAAGUAUUUUGUUAGAUUACAAAGGACGGAAGAAAACUGGAAAUGGUUCAAAAAUACUCCAUUCAUUCAUCGUUUCAAUAAAGAAAAAAAUGAGCAUGGUUUGUGUGGCGUCAUUGACGGGGACACCUUAUUGAAAACUUCCUGUUCUUCAAAAGCUGCUGUUGUGUGUGAAAAGAAAAGAGCUUUUGAAGCCUUUCGUGUUUUGGCGUUUGGUGACAGUCUUACAAAUGGCUAUUCAAAAGAUGGAAAAUGUUUUCACCCAUAUGGAUUAAGACUUGAAAAAUUGUUGAAUGAAGAUCAGCACGGAUGUUUCAAAGUUGAUGUUUCAGGGAAAACUGGGGAAGAAUCUGCUCAUAUGCUCCAAAGAUUGUCUCACUAUCUGAAUCAAGAAAAAAUGUGUUACAACUGGGUAUUGAUUUUUGCUGGAACCAACGACUUGCUCAAAAGCAAUAAAACUGGCGACGAAAUUGUUGAAAACAUUAUAAAAAUGCUUGAAAUUUCUCAUGCUAUGCAUGCUAAAACACUUGUACUAACUAUUCCUAAAAUAUUUUGUGAAGUAAAAAACUGCUCGCAUGUCAGUGAAAAGAGAAAGUUUAUAAACAAACACCUGCGUCGAUAUGCUAUGAUAAACUCAGGAAAAGCACACGUUUGUGAUAUAGCUUUGAAACUAUCACGUAAUAAACUUUCACCUGAAGAAAGAAAAGAUUUUUGGGAGCCUUCCGGUGUUCAUCUCACAUCCAGGGGAUACGAUAAAAUGGCGGAAAUUGUUUACCAAACUCUAAUGGAAGCUAUACAUCUCUUUGAAGGGUCAUCAUUAUAUCACUAAAAGUUACUGGUAAGCAUGCAGGUGAAUAUAUUUUUGAAAAAAGACAAAAUCUAUUGUAAAAAAUUUUGAGAGUAUUUUAUGGAGUUUGAAAAGCGUGAAGAAAUACAACAAUUCAAUUCAAAGACAGUUGAACCUCGCGAUAACUAUAUUACAUGCAUUGCAAAAGUUUUUUCUUAGUGUAAUACAUAUAAAUUAAGCAAACAACAAAAGGUUAGAGUGCGUUCUAAGUUCAAACUAUAAUUAUAUUAUAAAGGGAUGUUGAUAGUUUUAACUUUAAAAAUGAAUUUGUAUGAUAUAAUAACUCUUAACUUAUAAACUUUCUUAACUUAAUAAACUUUCCACGUGUGUUGUUUUUGCUUAGUCAGAGCUAAACAAACUAUAGCAUUGGAA